This is a messenger RNA of Eremomyces bilateralis CBS 781.70, 897 nucleotides long. RefSeq lists its product as uncharacterized. Lineage: Eukaryota; Fungi; Ascomycota; Dothideomycetes; Eremomycetales; Eremomycetaceae. The record is from RefSeq and is a predicted model, not a curated record. Bases 433 to 792 code for a protein of 119 amino acids. The transcript has a single exon.
CCUGGAAGACGAAUACGGCAUCAUUCCUCUGGCUUUAUGGGAUUCCAGGAUGUGGAAAAACCGUCCUAAGCUCAACAGUACUUGAAGCUGUGCUUAACGACCGUCGAAAAGAUCCUAGCAAUGCUGUAACAUACUUCUACUUUGACUUUUCAAAUCCGAAGAAACAAUGCCCAGAGCUGAUACUAGAGUAGUCUAUUCGUUGAUUUUCCCACUUUCGCAACAAUGCGUCAAGUUUCCAGCUGCACUUAAAGUACUUUUUGCCUCCUGUGGGAAAGGAGGGGAACGUCCGUCGCUUUAUGCCACUUUGGAAGUACUACAAAAGAUGAUUCAGGAAUUUCCGCGGACGUACUUUAUUUUGGACGCUCUACUAUAGUGCACGAUUUGGAAUUACGACGGCUGUCGAGGUGCUGCUCGGCGAGGGCGCCGACGUGAAUGCGCAAGGUGGACGUUGCGGCAACACGCUACAUGCCGCUUCCGCCAAGGGCACAAAUAUAUUGUCGAGCUGCUGCUCGGCGAGGGCGCCGACGUGAACGCGCAAGGUGGGAAGUUCGGCGACGUGCUACAGGCUGCGUCAGUCUGGGGCCACUCUUAUAUCAUCGAGUUGUUGCUCGGCAAGGGCGCCGAUGUGGAAGCGCAAGGUGCGCCGUAAGGUAUGGUAGUACGCUCUUUGCCGCUUUAGCCCGGGGCUAUACUAUCUUCAAUCCGUUACUUAAUAGGAAGACAUUUCAACGAACGUAUAUUUCCAACUUCUUCGAAGCGACUAAGAAACAACACAUCAAGGACGGAGCAUAGGCCUCAGGGGGGUGUGAAUGCUGUGUAUGUACUGGCUCAGAGUGUAGUAUUUACGUAGUGACAGCCAGCGUAGCGGUAACUUCUAUAUGCCGAAGAGGACGGUGU